Messenger RNA from Oldenlandia corymbosa var. corymbosa, 1593 nucleotides. The record is from the annotation of a GenBank genome assembly. Lineage: Eukaryota; Viridiplantae; Streptophyta; Magnoliopsida; Gentianales; Rubiaceae.
UCUCCCUUUAAUUUGUGUUGAGCUGUUUUCUUCCCAACUCUUUCCUCCGUUUCUGCAUAUAUCAAUCCAAAAUCGUGACGGCAAGUUCCCUUACCAUUGACUUCACCAUGGCAUACCCAAUUUCACAUUCCCUUUCAAACUUAAUUGCCUAAUAUUUUUGGUGCAUAAAUAGCUAUAUAAACCUCAAACAAAUCUACAAAACUUCUUUUGCGUUCCAAUCAUAUAUAGUACUCUCGUGUUAUAUGACGUAUAUUUUUUUCAAAUUAGAUUGGUUUGUUGUCACAAUCUCUUCAUCAUCAUCACUUCAACAAUGGCAACGAAUCUCUUGAUUUUCACAUCGAAAUCCAAAACCCAAAAGGCCAUUUCCAUUUCCUUCAUCGCAUUAUUGACACUAUUCCCAACCCUAGUCUUUGGAGACGACUCAUGCGGUACUGGAGCUGAAGAUCAUAACAAGGGUUUGGCCCUGAAAUACAAAUACAGCGCCAUAGCUUCAAUCUUCCUUGCCAGUUUGAUCGGCGUUUGCAUUCCCAUCCUAGGUAAAAACACCGUUCCGGCUCUCAGCACGGAAAGCAACCUUUUUUUCGUCGUCAAAUCUUUCGCGGCCGGGGUGAUUCUGGCCACCGGAUUCAUUCACGUACUUCCGGAUGCAUUCGAGAGUCUGACUUCCCCUUGUCUUCCGGAGAAUCCUUGGGGGAAUUUCCCGUUUACGGGGUUCGUGGCCAUGGUUGCCAGUAUUGGGACGCUUAUGGUUGAUGUGUACGCGACUUCUCAUUACCGGAAUAAGUCCGGUGAGAAGAGUAAUCAGGCGGUGGUUGCGGUGGCGGAAGAUGCCGAUGGAGUUGUUCUUCCGCUUCAUACGCAUGCCACUCAUGGCCAUGCACAUGGCUCCGUUCCAGCUGAUUCUGUCACUACUCAACUUCGAUAUCGUGUAAUAUCACAGGUUCUGGAGUUGGGAAUUAUCGUGCAUUCAGUCAUCAUUGGUAUUGCUUUAGGCGCAAAUAAUAGUCCUAAAACAAUUAAACCCUUAUUAGCAGCAUUGACAUUUCACCAGUUCUUCGAGGGUAUUGGCCUUGGUGGUUGCAUCACUCAGGCAAAAUUCAAGGUGCAAGCCAUUGUAGUGAUGGCAAUAUUUUUCUCAUUGACAACACCAGUUGGGAUUGCAAUUGGGAUUGGAAUAGCCAAUGUCUACAAUGAGAAAAGCCCUAAUGCUUUGAUUGUGCAAGGAGUAUUUGAUUCAGCAUCAGCUGGUAUUCUUAUUUACAUGGCAUUGGUGGACCUUCUCUCAGCUGAUUUCAUGAACCCAAAGCUCCAAAAUAAUGGGAAACUUCAAAUUGGAUGCAACAUUUCUCUUCUUUUUGGUGCUGGCUGGUUCUGUGUGAUACUGGAACUAUUUAAGUCUUCGGUCUUAAGCUUUUCCGCAACUACAAUAAAGAUUUAUAUCAAUUUUUAUUGAGUGGGUAAGUCUUGCAUAAAUUUUUUUUUUCAUUUUUUAUUAGUAAUUUAAUUACAUCUUUUUGUUACAGCAAAAUGAUGAAGCAACACAACUAUACCUCAUUUAGUUUGAUCUUACGCCCUUUACUCCAGACAUCAGCG